Messenger RNA from Drosophila eugracilis, 1986 nucleotides. RefSeq names its product serine protease inhibitor 42Dd. The record is from RefSeq and is a predicted model, not a curated record. NCBI's taxonomy places the organism in Eukaryota, Metazoa, Arthropoda, Insecta, Diptera, Drosophilidae. Gene Ontology annotation, molecular function: serine-type endopeptidase inhibitor activity. The coding region runs from base 749 to 1912 and encodes 387 amino acids. The transcript is spliced from 4 exons.
CCCUCUUUGGCCAGCGCCUUUUGUCAGUAAAUUCUCGAUAAAAAGUUGUGCAGUCAAUUCUUGUUUUUUGUCCAUAUAAAAUCGCAUUUUGGCAGUAAGCGGAUAAUCGCAAGAUUAAGAGCUAUCUUCUCCAGCCACACUCAUGUAUGCAGAAUAGCCCGGAGAGUGGUACAGCGACCCCAAAUGUUCCAGAUUAGAUAAAAUGAUUAAACAACUAACCACACCAGAGGCAGGCAUAGAACGAGCCCCACAAACAACUCAAUCAAAAUGAGCCGCUGGCGGCAUUAGCGUCCGCGUUUAUUGCAGCGGUCCAGCGUAAAAACAAAACAAGUAGAGCGUCGUCACAUCAACAUCCACAACCACAUCCACGUCCACGUUCUUAUUCCCAUCGGAUGCAGCGCGUCAGUUCGCCGAAUCGUUUGUGUAAAUUCACGGCAAACAAAUUAUAAAAAUAGAUUAAAAAUUUAGCAUCGGAAAAGUAGUUGCCGAAAAUUCGAACCGAGUUGUGGAAGCAUUGCCCGGACGGAGCUUUUGCCUCCGCGUUGCCCAAGUCGUCACCGAUGAGGCGGGCGGAUUUAAUUGGUUCUUUUUUGUGCUAUUUUAUUAUUUCCGAGCGCAAGCGUUUAGUCGAAUUUUGUCCGAAGCUGCGUGCGGGCGUGAGUCUCUAAAGGCAACUAAUUUAUAUAAUUGCUGAUCGAUCUAUAAUUCGCUCAUCUCAACAAAAUAUCCCUGAACCCUUUGAGACAGAAUGAGUGAAGUUGCCAAUCCCACGCCGAGCAAUGCGCCCGAUGAAUCCACAAUAAGUGCUGGCAUUUACCACAACAUAGCCACAAGCUUCACAGAUCAAAAUGUGGUUAUAUCGCCACUGUUAUUGGAGGCCACUCUGUCACUCCUUUACCUGGGAUCUGAUGGAGCCACUGCCGAGGAAUUGCAGAAACUUUUGCGACUGAAGCAACGCUUUCCCAGCAAUGCCAAAAUGGCAAACUUUUAUGCCGCUGAACUGGGAAACAUCACAGUCGAUGAAGAUACCCGCCUGGAGUUACAAAACCGAUUGAUGCUGCAGCCGCUUCCUGGUUCUGAAUCUGGCAUUGCCGAUGAUUUUCAGAAGAUUGCCCAAACCUAUUUUCAUACCACUGCCGAGUGUGUUGAUCUGGAGCAAACGGAGAAACUGCGUCGCCAUAUUAGCGAACAGAUUCUUGCCAGCGUUGGCGGUGGCAGCUGGGACCAGAUAAACCUGGAGGGUACCGCACCGGCGAAAACUCUACUCCUACUGGCUGCAAAUCUUCGUAGCAAAUGGUUCCUGCCAUUCAGUGCCUAUAGAACAGGACUAUAUGAGUUCCAUAGUGGCAGUCAGGUUAAAUCUGUGCCCAUGCUCUUUGACGACGACAUGUUUGUAAAAUAUGCAGAGCUAAGGGAUGUAGACGCCCGCGCCAUAGAGUUACCUUACGAACAUGCCGAGGAGCUUUCUAUGCUGCUCAUCCUGCCCAACCAGCGCGACGGCCUUCAGGAGCUGGAGAAACAGUUGCGCGGCCUGGAUUUGGGUGCACUGCAGCAGCGAAUGCAGAUGGAGGGCGUUCAGGUGCUACUGCCAAAAUUCAGUAUCGAUUUCGAGUGCAGUCUGCGGCAGCCAUUAAAACAGCUGGGCUUUGAGGAGAUAUUUGCCGCAUCUGCGAACUAUAAACAUUUGCAUCCAUCUGGUAGUCUGCCCGUUGUCGAUGUUCUGCAAAAGCUGCGAAUAAAUUUGAAUGAGUCUGGAUCUGGACCCGAGCUGACACGCGUUGCAGCAGAAUAUAAACCCAUUGUGAUCAGCAAUUCCUCCCGCCAAAAAUUCUUCCGAGCUGACCAUCCAUUUUUCUUUGCCAUUCGCAGUGAGAAUGUAACCUAUCUUAUGGGUCAUGUGGUUGAAUUUUAAAUUUUGAGUGGAAAGGGUUGUGUAAUAUUUUAACUUGUAUAAAAAUAAGUAAAAUAAAACUAAUAUUUACUAAA